AUGAGUUAUCAAGGAAGUAAUGCUGGACGGGACAGGAGCGUUUCUCAUCGUGGAAGGGAUGAUAACGAAUAUGCCCCUCUACCCCAUCAUAAUGACAGGGGUAAUGGAAGUAUCGCUGAUUAUAGUAGAACAGUUAAAGAUGUGGGCGAUGGCAGAAUGAGUACUACUUCUGUGCGUGUGAGGACUAGAAAUACAGGACCACCAAUCUCUUAUAAUAAUACUAGAUAUGGUAAUGAUGGUAAUGGUAGAAGCCAAAGCCGUAAUGGAAGUAUACGUGCGCCGUCGGUAGCAUUUGAUGGAGCUGCUCGCCCCGCGUCGCAUAGGAGUGAAAGCAUCAGCGGAGGGGGUGGUAGAUCGUACUCACCUGAAAGACAUCGCCCCUUACAGCGCAAGACUGGAAGUCAUUAUGGAAGUCAACGUGCGCCGUCGGUAUCAUCUGAAAAAACUGCUCGCCCUCCAAUCCCUAGGGCCCGCGGAAGGGAUACUGACCCGCAAGCAUCUGAUAUACAAUCGUAUACUUCUGGGCAACAUAAUGGAUAUACGUCCAGUCAUCAUAAUGACCGGAGAAGUCAGAGAGGCAAGUCCAAAAGCGAAUUGGCAGGGCUAUCGGAGCAGACAGAGAGCCUGAACCUCGGAGAUCCCAAUCACGAUAGAGUUGCAAGGUGGAGUAAGGGAGUAGAAUCCGGGACUGGAGGAGACUCGUCGGAUGAUGAACCCCCAACCGAGUUAAGAUCAGUCAAUAGAGAAGGUUCGAAUGCACCAUCGAGUCUCUACGAAAGAAGCAACUCUGGACGCGAUCGUGAACGUCUUCGGUCAGAUGACAGGUAUAGUCGUUCUGACACUUCCAGGAAAUCGUACAUUCCUCCUCCUCCUGGGUCAUUUGCUGCUGACUUUCCUCCCAAUGACACUCGCUCACAAUCGAACGCUCUUGCUCUUCAACAAUGUCGUGAUGACCAUGCUCCCCGCAAGGCUCGGUCACAUAGACCGUACGAUCAUGAUGGCUAUGCUUCCUCUGAUGCUCCGUCACGGGCACCCCGCAGUCGUCAACCCUAUGUUGCUCCGGCACGUACAUCGCGCAAUCCUCCCCCGCCGCCCCAUCGUGGCACUUAUAUUGAAAGAGCGGACUACAGUCAGAUGUAUGUGACACAUGAGACGCAUGAGACACAUAUCCAUGCCCCUGAUCUGAGUUUUAUGAAUGAGCCAAGUAAAAGCGAAAAAAAGAGAAUAAGAGCACACAAGCUAGAGUUGGAAAGGAUAAGGUACGGGUUGAGAUCGAGUAGGGGUGGAUCGAGAAGUAACGACAGUGAAAGUGACAGUGAAUGGUAGCAUUUAGCGGGAUUGGAGUGAGGGGGGAGCGUGAGUCGGAAUCUGGAAAUGGAAACUGAGAGGAGUAAUUGGAAAUUGGAACUCAAGUAUAGUAUCAUAUCUAUAAGGGUUGGGAAAUCACCUUGGGAAUAUCUCCACAUGGUGGAGUUUUGUGCUAGGAAUUGUGGAGUUCUUGAUAGCGGGUGUUAUAUGGGUUGCGUUUGGCUUCUCUUUGAUAGUAUCUCUCGGUUUAUAGAUUUUGCUUUGGAGAAUUGGAUUUUGUUUUUGUUGUAAACUGGGUGGUAAUUUGGUCGUAAUUAGAUGAACGACAUCAGUAAAUGUAGAUUCUUGGGGUCGGGUAGGAAUUGUUUAUAUUUAUAUG
Molecule: messenger RNA, 1687 nt
Organism: Botrytis byssoidea
Lineage: Eukaryota; Fungi; Ascomycota; Leotiomycetes; Helotiales; Sclerotiniaceae
Exons: 5
Coding region: 1-1326 (441 amino acids)
Source: RefSeq, a predicted model, not a curated record